GCCUGCACACAGCACUGCUGAAAACAGAGUGGAGGAUAGCAACUGGUGAACUGUCAUACAGAGACCACCCUCAUGAAAUUUGCUGCAGCUUGAUGAUGGCUUUGUUAGUUUUGGAGGGGUGAGCAGCUGUGGUUCUGGAGUGUCUGCAAACACCGAGGUUUUGAAGGUUGUCCAAGGCCCCUGGCCCACUCUUGCAUUCUUCCUGCUGCUGAAAACAGAAAUGGAGGGCUCCGAUGCUCGAGAAUGCUGCUUCAUUUGGUGAUUUACUCCUGAUAGUCCCAGGAUUGGAAGGAAUGCCACAGAGAGGAAGCUUCCAAGGGAAGGGGUAUUGGUGCCUGUGAUACUGAGUUCAAUUUCCGAGGCAAUAGAGAUGGGAUGUAGCUCAUCAGCUGUCAUGGAAAACCAGUCAAGAAGAUCCGACAGAGAUUCUUUUGUUCAGUUACCUCCCAGGCAGAUGAGUUGGCAAGAACUCCACCUCCUUUUGCAGACCUUGUUCUUGGACUAAGUCGGCUAAAAUAAAGUCACUGUGCAGAAAACUGAGGACAGAAUGUAAUUGUUUAAAACCAAGAUUCCAUUAUAUCUGCACAUUUGAUGAGGAGGAAGAUCCAUGCUUGGUCUUGACCUGUGUAACAUCUUGGUAUGGUAUAUCAAAAUACCCAGUAAUCAUCACAGAUUUAUGAAUCAGCAGUGAACAGCCAUUAAAGCAGCCAUCCUGAUUCAGGGCUGGUAUCGUCGCUAUGUGGCACGAAUGGAGAUGAGGCGUCGCUACACAUGGAGCAUUUUUCAAUCUAUCGAGUAUUCAGGAGAGCAAGACCAGUUACAGCUGUCCCACUUCUUUACGUUUCUAAUGAACCACUACAUGCAGCCUGGUGAGACAGGCAGUGACUGGCUUUCCCAUCUGUUGACCUCUUCAGGACACACAGGCGACAAUCCAGACACUGAGCAGGAGCUGGGUUAUGAAAGCAUCAAUGUUCCUGAUUCUUACACAGGCCCUCGACUCUCCUUCCCUCUGACAGCUGCAGAUGCCAACGCAUUGCUCAAAGCAUUCAAGCAACAGCAACAACUUCACGGCCGCUACGUGCUCCAGCUCCUGCAUGAAACCAGAAAGAGCCUGAAACAGAGACCCAACAUCACCCAUAUUUCCACGUGUUACUCCAAGGAGAUAACCGUCUGCGGAGAUUUACAUGGAAAACUCGAUGACCUGAUGCUAAUAUUCUACAAGAAUGGUCUCCCCUCCCCAGAGAAACCGUACGUGUUUAAUGGGGACUUUGUGGACAGGGGGAAGAAUUCCCUGGAGGUGAUCAUGAUCCUGUUUGCAUUCCUCUUGGUGUACCCAAACGACAUGCACUUAAACCGAGGGAAUCAUGAGGACCACAUUGUGAACCUGAGAUACGGUUUUACAAAGGAAGUUAUGCAAAAGUACAAGAUGUAUGGGAAAAAAAUUCUCCACCUUGUGCAAGAUGUGUUCAGUUGGUUGCCGUUGGCAACAAUAAUUGACUCGAAGGUGCUGGUCGUCCAUGGAGGCAUCUCAGACACAACUGACCUGGAUUUACUGGGGUCAAUAGACAGACACAGGUUUAAAUCUGCACUCAGGCCUCAGGCCAAAGCCUCUGAAAACCCGAAUGAGAAAAGUGUGGGGGACCUCUACCUCAAGGCACAAGCUCCGAAGAGGCUGGACAAGAACGGGAAUGUUGGAGGGAAGCCACCAGAAACUUCCAGCAAUUCCAUUAUUGACCAUUCCUCCUUUCGAAAGCAGAGGCCUGUGACAUCAUCGGCUUCCUCAGUGUACAGCCUCAGCAGAUUGGAUAGUGACCAGGAUGGAGGGAGGGAGGAUGAUGUGCUCCAAAGAGAUUCCAACCAGGAGAGGAUGUUGGAUGGCAGCCGCAUAGAGGGGCACAACUCCACUCCAAUCCUCGAAGUGUCCUGCUUAGACUGCGAAGUGUCCUUCACCAAUGACAUAUCAAGAGAGGAGAUGGAAUGGAAACAGAUUAUAGACGUACUGUGGAGUGACCCAAGGAACCUCACUGGCUGCAUCCCAAACAGCUUCCGAGGAGGGGGCUGUUACUUUGGUCACGAUGUGACACAAUGCGUGCUGAAACGGUACGACUUGGAGCUGCUGAUCCGGUCACACGAGUGCAAACAGGAAGGAUAUGAACUCUGCCACGACGGAAAGGUCAUCACUAUUUUCUCUGCUUCGAAUUACUAUGAAGAGGGCAGUAACCGAGGGGCUUAUGUCAAACUUGGUCCCGAUCUGGUGCCCCGCUUUGUCCAGUAUCGAGUUAGUAAAUGUACAAGGAAACUGACUCUUCAGGAGAGGGUAAGUGUAGUUGAAGCAUCAGCCCUGAAGUCCUUGCGUGAGAAGUUUUAUGCACACAAAUCCGAAGUUAUCGAUGCCUUCAAACAAUACGAUAAAGAUCAGACAGGGAGGAUUUCUACGAGUCAGUGGGCGUUGGCGGUGGAAUCGGUGCUCCAUUUACACUUGCCCUGGCGAACUCUGCGCUCCAGGCUGGUGCGGGUCAAUACUGAGGGCAGUGUGGAUUAUCUCUCCAGCUUUGAAGAUCUCCAGAUUGAACAGCCCAUGAAAGAGGUUCAACCAAACCUGAUUGAAACUAUGUACAGGCAUCGGGCAGAUCUGGAAAUUAUCUUUGGAAUGAUUGAUAAAGAUCACUCAGGAAUGAUAUCCAUUGAGGAAUUUCGCCAGACCUGGAGAUUGUUCAGUUCCCAUCUGCACAUUGACAUGAACGAUGAGUGUAUCGAUGAUCUGGCUCGGAGUAUUGACUUCAACAAGGACGGCAGCAUAGAUUUCAAUGAGUUUCUCGAGGCUUUCCGAUUGGUGCAGAAGGAUAAUCAAUAACAUUGUGAAAGAGAAUGUCAGGAUAAUGUAAAUAUUCAUCAAGUGGUACUUGCCUGUGUCCAGUUUCAUCUCAACAUUCAUGUGUAUGACAUCUGCAUGUUAAUAUACAGGAAAUGUAAAUAUUUUUCUUGUAAUAAAUUUUA
Molecule: messenger RNA, 2997 nt
Organism: Chiloscyllium plagiosum (whitespotted bambooshark)
Lineage: Eukaryota; Metazoa; Chordata; Chondrichthyes; Orectolobiformes; Hemiscylliidae
Source: RefSeq, a predicted model, not a curated record